Molecule: messenger RNA, 1755 nt
Organism: Arvicola amphibius (Eurasian water vole)
Lineage: Eukaryota; Metazoa; Chordata; Mammalia; Rodentia; Cricetidae
Gene: Apcdd1l
Product: APC down-regulated 1 like
Biological process (GO): negative regulation of Wnt signaling pathway
Cellular component (GO): plasma membrane
Molecular function (GO): Wnt-protein binding
Source: RefSeq, a predicted model, not a curated record
AUGCAAGUUUUCCAGAGACUGCUGGGAACAGAGAAUCUUGAGUCUAAGUGUGUACCAGAUAGAGCUCCAACAGGCAAAACAGGCUUUCCCUGGCCUCCCGUCAAGCCCAGCUGGGAACCUGUGCAUGGGCACUGGGGAACAGAUGGGAAUACACCAUGGGAGAGUUUCUCCGCUCCAUCCAUAGCCUUCCCUGGAGGCCCUGGCUGGCUAGAGCUCACUGAGUUCCUCCUGACCCACUGCAGCCCCAGGCUCAGUGGGAAGGGCUGGGUUGGAAAGCCUGAUGCAGUGGCCAGCAGUCGGGCUGGCAUCACAGAAACAGUUGGAAUUUCAGGAGGUGGCCAUCUAUACUGGGAGCCCCAGUGCCAGCAGCCAGUGCCUAAUGGUAUGCCCACCACUGUGGUCCUGCCCCCACACCUCAGAAGAACCUGGAUCUCCACUAGCACCUGCGAGGUACGUGCAGGACCAGAAUUCCUCGCCUGCUCCUACACCUUCUAUUCCAACCGUCUCUUCCAAGCCUACCAGUUCUACUACAGGGACCCCUCCUGCCAGAAGCCUGCCCACUCACUGCUCAUCAAGGGCAAAGUCCAUGUGCGCCGGGCCUCCUGGAUCAGCCAGGGUGCCACCGAGGCCGACUACCAUCUUCACAAGGUGGGCAUAGUCUUUCACAGCCACCACUCCCUGCUCGACAUUGUCAGGCUCCUCAACCAGACCCAGGCUGGCCAGGACUGUACAGGACGGCUGCCCCCAGACUGGGCCUGGCUGCUGGAGACACUGUAUGAGCUGCUGAGCUCCCGGGUACCAAGUGACUGCAUGGCCGCACUGGGCUUCAGCAUGCAUGAACUCAGUCUGCUCUGCCUGCAGUAUCACAUGCAACAGCUGCCUGGGGAGGCACCCCAUCUAGUCAAGGAGUUGUUCCUUGAGGACAUCCACACCGAUGUGCAGAGGCAGCACUACCGUCCCACUGGCUACCAGUGCCCCCUGGAAAGUGUUCUGCACCACACUUGGCCCUGCCUGGCCUGCAGUCUCAUUGCCUGCUCCGACGAGUACCACCCACUUGUGCUGCCUUCCUGGCCAGCUCUGCCACUGCACCUGGGAGGUCACUGGGUCAGCACAGGCUGCGAGACAAGGCCUGCUGUGUUGUUCCUCACUCGGCUCUUCACCUUCGAUGACCACAACGGCUCCUGGGAAGGGCACUACCACUAUUUCUCUGAUCCCGCUUGCCACCAGCCCACCUUCACCGUGUUUGCAGCUGGCCACUACUCCAGAGGCACCCCAUCCCCCAGGGUCCACUGUGGCACUGAACUGACGUUUGAGGUGACACGGGCCUAUGUGACCCCCAUGGACCAGGUCACUACAGCCAUACUCAACUUCUCCAAAGCAAGCAGCUGUGGAGGUCCAGGGGUCUGGUCAGUAGGCACGGAGAGGGAUGUCACAGCCACCAACGGGUGCCUACCAUUGGGUAUAAAGCUUCCACAUAUAGAGUAUGAGCUGUUCAAAAUGGAACAAGACCUCUGCCUGCUUUUCAUUGGGCAGAGGCCCACAGACGGGUCUAGUCCUGACACUCCUGAGAAGCACCCCACCUCCUUCCAGGUACCCCUGGUACUCUGCAAGAGGCAGGUCCAAGGGACCCCCAGACCCUUACAGCACAGGCUUCCAAUGCAGAGUUCCCCCACUGGGUGGGCACCAUAUCUUCCUGUCAUGCCACUUCCCAUACUACUCCUGGUUCAAGGCCUGGCCCCCUUUGGGUGGCUAUGA